Cornus florida is the source of this 3271-nucleotide messenger RNA. RefSeq names its product probable xyloglucan glycosyltransferase 5. The record is from RefSeq and is a predicted model, not a curated record. Lineage: Eukaryota; Viridiplantae; Streptophyta; Magnoliopsida; Cornales; Cornaceae. Bases 805 to 2895 code for a protein of 696 amino acids. Gene Ontology annotation, cellular component: Golgi apparatus. The transcript has 5 exons. Gene Ontology annotation, molecular function: glycosyltransferase activity.
CCCUUAAUUUGUCCUAAUAACUAACUUAUUUUCCGUGAUUUCUAUUUCAUCACUUCAAAAUUCCAAACCCCUUUUUACCAAAGUGCUCUUUUUUUUUUCUUUUGUCUUUUUUUUAAAAAGAAGACCGAGGUUUCUCAUUCCAUUCUCACACGGUUUGGUUGUUUCUUGUUAGUGGGUGUUCUUAGUUGAUCACUUUAUUGCUUUAUUAUCUUUAUUGUCUUUCUGGUUGUCAUUGUUAAGUGUGUUCUUAGUCCAUCACUCUAUUAUUAUUGCUUUAUUGUCUCUCUGCUAGUCAUUGUUAACAGAAUCUACCUUAUCCCAACCACCCCAUGGUAAUAUGUAGGAAGUUAAAAUCAGGGUUGUGUUUGUUUUGGAUUAUUUUCGACUAUAUACGGUAUACCCACAUGGAUUAGGGCUUUUGCAAGCAACUUUUUCCCAUAUUGAUUAUUGGUAAUUUUCCCCAAGUUGGGUUGUAGGUUGUAGUACCUUUUGGGAAUAGGAGGAAUAGAGCCACUCCACACACCCUUCUCUUCAAACAGCCUUUCCUCUGCUGCAUUUGGUGUGGAAUGCAGGGGUAUUGAAAUAGGGUUUUUGAAUUUCUGAGUUUUUUGGUCAUUUUUCAUACAUGAAUUUGAAGUUUUCUUGGUUAUUUAAGGUUUUAUAUCGUUAGACCUCGAAUGGGUUUGUGAUUUUCUUCAUUUUAUGAUCUGGGUUCUGAUAAUUUCUUAGUUUUCUUAGCUUUUGCUCAUUGGGUUUAGUAUAUUUGGGUUCUCUGAGUGAAUUGAGUUCAAUUGAGUGUCAAAUAUGGCACCAAGAACAGAUUUUUUUAAGUGGUGGGCAAAGGAUACUACCAGGAAGGGAACUCCUGUGGUAGUGACCAUGGAGAACCCCAAUUACUCUGUACUAGAAAUCGAUGGCCCGGACGCUGCAUUCCGGCCGGUUGAGAAGGACCGGGGAAAGAAUGCAAAGCAAGUGACAUGGGUUUUGCUUCUCAAGGCUCAUCGAGCUGUCGGUUGCCUUGCCUGGCUCGGCAAUGUCGUCUGGUCAUUGCUUGGUGCCAUCAAGAAAAGACUGAUACUUGGGCAGGGAGUGACAAUGGAGAGUGAGAAACCUAGCAAGGGAAGGCUAUUGUUCAGAGUCAUUCUAGUAUUCCUACUGACAGCUUUGGUAUUUCUGGUCUUUGAAGUUUUUGCCCACUUUAAUGGCUGGUAUUAUAUCCGGAAUCAUAGCUUGCACGUUCCACAAACCAUGGAGAUUCAAGGAUGGCUACAUACUGUAUACAUUGCUUGGUUGGAGUUUCGUGCCGACUACAUUGCACCUCCAAUUCAAGCUCUCUCUACAUUUUGUGUUGUUCUCUUCCUAAUUCAAUCCGUCGACAGGCUGAUGCUUUGUCUAGGUUGUUUCUGGAUUAAGUACAAGAAGAUUAAGCCGCGAAGCGAAGAGGAUCCAUUUGAGUCGCAUGAUUUGGAAGGUUCAGAAUGUAAAUAUCCAAUGGUUCUUGUUCAGAUUCCAAUGUGUAAUGAGAGAGAGGUGUAUGAACAAUCUAUAGGAGCAGUCUGCCAACUUGAUUGGCCAAAGGACCGAUUAUUGAUUCAAGUUCUUGAUGACUCUGAUGACGAGAGCAUUCAGUGGUUAAUCAUGGGGGAAGUCUCCAAGUGGAGCCAGAAGGGUGUCAACAUUAUUUAUCGUCAUCGAUUGGAUAGAACUGGUUAUAAAGCUGGAAACCUAAAAUCUGCAAUGAAUUGUGAUUAUGUGAAGGCCUAUGAGUUUGUUGCAAUCUUUGAUGCUGAUUUCCAACCAAACCCUGAUUUCCUUAAGCAGACAAUUCCACAUUUCAAGGACAAUCCUGAAUUGGGGUUGGUUCAAGCUAGGUGGAGUUUUGUGAACAAGGAUGAAAAUUUGUUGACUCGCCUCCAAAACAUUAAUCUGUGCUUCCACUUUGAGGUGGAGCAGCAGGUUAAUGGGGUCUUCCUCAACUUCUUUGGUUUCAAUGGAACUGCAGGUGUGUGGAGAAUCAAAGCACUGGAGGAUUCUGGUGGUUGGCUCGAGAGGACGACUGUAGAGGAUAUGGACAUAGCAGUCCGUGCUCAUCUCCAUGGUUGGAAAUUUAUUUUCCUUAAUGAUGUGAAGGUCCUUUGUGAAGUUCCCGAGUCUUUUGAAGCUUACAGAAAACAGCAACAUCGUUGGCAUUCAGGUCCAAUGCAACUAUUUCGUUUGUGCCUUCCAGCCAUCAUUAAGUCCAAGAUAUCAUUUUGGAAGAAAACAAACCUGAUUCUUCUAUUUUUCCUAUUGAGGAAACUUAUCCUCCCAUUCUAUUCUUUCACAUUGUUUUGUAUUAUUCUUCCUUUAACCAUGUUUGUCCCCGAAGCUGAGCUACCUGCCUGGGUUAUUUGUUACGUCCCGGUAUGCUUGUCAUUUCUAAGCAUACUUCCCUCACCAAGUUCCUUCCCUUUUAUUGCUCCUUACCUUCUAUUUGAGAACACAAUGUCCGUGACCAAAUUCAAUGCCAUGGUAUCUGGAUUGUUCCAAUUAGGAAGCUCAUAUGAAUGGAUUGUCACGAAAAAGUCAGGUCGAUCAUCAGAGCCUAACCUAUUGGCUGCAGCAGAGAGGGAUUCCGAAGUCAUGAAUCAACCUCCUCUUCAUAGAGGUGCUUCUGAUAGUGGCCUGUCUGAGCUCAACAAGCUGAAAGAACACCAAGAAGUAGCUUUACUACCUCCCGUGAAGAAGAAAAUGAACAAGAUAUUUAAGAAAGAGCUUGCUCUAGCUUUCUUACUUCUCACGGCUGCACUCAGGAGCCUGUUAUCAGCUCAAGGAGUGCACUUUUACUACUUACUAUUUCAGGGCGUGUCCUUCCUCCUCGUUGGUCUUGACCUAAUCGGUGAACAAAUGAGCUAACAUGAUCUGUGGGAGAAUUAGAAAAGAACAUUAGGGGGAGAAGAGAAGGUAAAUGUAAGCAAGGAAGAUCCUCAAUCAAUCCGUUAAAAAAAUUACAUUGGCAUUUCUACUGUUAUUGUGUUCAGUCAAUCCUUUGCAUCCCAUCAACCUCGGUUAACAGAAACCAACACUGCUGGCUAAUAGCCCCUUUGGUGCUGCAGGUAAAAGCUAACUAGCUCACCAUUUCAAUUAAGCUUAAACCCAAUUAUAGUUUCCUUGUAAAUAAAUUUUUUUCAUGCUACUUUAUUGAUUGUUUCACUCUGCAAUAAAUCUUCAACAUUGUAUCAUUAUCACCAUAUAUUUAAUUUCUUCCACUUCUUUGGUUCUUAUUGAUUAA